UUAAGAUGAGCUUUUCUAAUGAGAAAAGUGGCUGCGAUCAGGCCAAGGGAUAUAGCAUUGGAAACCAGAAACAUCAGCGGGGGAAGCCAGCUCUCCCCUGCUGCAGCCCGGAACGCAUGGCUGUGUUUCUUGCUGACCUGAGUGGACGGGGAUUAGCACGGCGGGGGGGUGAGGCAGAAAAUGAGGUUUGCAGCGGGAAGCGCUAUGCUGGCAAGGUGCGGGCUGGAGGUUUCACAGUUAAAUCCCAGCCUUGCCUGACAGUGACGGUGGAUCCCAGCAGGAGCUGAGAUGGCCAUUGCACCUAAAGCGGCAGAAAACGCCAUUGGCUUGGAGGAAAUCCACGCAGAGAGACAAGAACACCCAAAAGGGCAGAAGACAUUUACAGUGGAAGAAGCUGUGGAAACCAUUGGGUUUGGGAGGUUCCACAUCAUGCUUUUCCUGAUCAUGGGCAGCACUGGGGUGGCUGAAGCCAUGGAGAUCAUGCUAAUAGCCGUUGUGUCCCCUCUCAUCCGAUGUGAGUGGCAGCUUCAAGACUGGCAGGUGGCUUUAGUGACAACGAUGGUGUUUUUUGGCUACAUGGUCUUCAGCAUAGUGCUUGGGCUCCUGGCCGACAGGUAUGGCCGCUGGAAGAUUCUGCUGCUCUCGUUCCUCUGGGCAGCCUACUUCUCCCUGCUGACCUCAUUUGCCCCAUCCUACAUCUGGUUCGUGUUCCUGCGGGCCAUGGUAGGAGGUGGCGUGUCGGGCCAUGCGCAAGGGCUUAUCAUAAAAACGGAAUUUUUGCCCACCAAAUACCGAGGAUACAUGUUGCCCUUAGGUAAGAGUGAGCACGUGUUUUGGUUGGCAGGAUCCUUGUUAAUCAUUGGCCUGGCAUCGGUGGUGAACCCAACCAUCGGCUGGCGGUGGCUGAUCAGAAUUGCCUCCAUCCCCGGCAUCCUUCUCAUCCUGGUGUUCAAGUUCAUCCCAGAGUCAGCGCGGUACAACAUCUCCACGGGAAACGUGGCGGCUGCCCUGGCCACGCUGCAGAGGAUAGCCAAGAUGAACGGGGCAGUGAUGCCCGAGGGGGUGCUGAGGGAGCCCGCCAAGGAAAGGAGAGGAAGAUUCAAGGACCUUAUCCACCCCAAAUACUUCAGAACCACUUUGCAGAUAUGGAUCGUAUGGCUUGGCAUAGCGUUUGCUUAUUACGGCGUCAUCUUGGCCAGCGCUGAGUUGCUGGAGCGGGACCUUGUCUGUGGCUCCACGGCACCACCGGCGCAGGACUCCGGCGAUGACUCCGAGGAGAGCCGCGGCCCCUGCCACUGCCACUUGUUCGGGCCCGCCGCCUACCAGACCAUGAUCAUCAGCACAGUCGGAGAGAUCGCACUAAAUCCUUUGAACAUUCUCGGCAUCAAUUUCCUCGGAAGACGACUGAGCCUGUGUAUCACCAUGGGAUGUACGGCCCUAUUCUUUCUUCUCCUUAAUAUCUGCACCUCGAGCACAGGCAUGACUGGGUUUCUCUUCAUGCUGCGUGCUUUGGUUUCAGCAAACUUCAACACCAUCUACAUUUACACAGCAGAGGUUUAUCCCACCACAAUGCGAGCCCUGGGGAUGGGAACAAGUGGGUCAUUGUGCCGUGUUGGAGCUAUGGUGGCCCCAUUUAUAUCACAAGUUCUUAUGAGCGCUUCUUUCAUUGGGGCCCUGUGUCUUUUCUCAUCUGUGUGCGUCGUGUGUGCAAUCUCUGCAUUCACGCUGCCCAUCGAGACCAAGGGCAGAGCACUGCAGGUUUGUAUUACCGCUCUUGGGUAUCUAAAUGCUCUUUAG
This is a messenger RNA of Harpia harpyja (harpy eagle), 1797 nucleotides long. It is a transcript of the gene SVOPL, whose product is annotated as SVOP like. The transcript is spliced from 15 exons. Gene Ontology annotation, biological process: transmembrane transport. Lineage: Eukaryota; Metazoa; Chordata; Aves; Accipitriformes; Accipitridae. Gene Ontology annotation, molecular function: transmembrane transporter activity. The record is from RefSeq and is a predicted model, not a curated record. Bases 289 to 1797 code for a protein of 502 amino acids.